ACUAGGCCUAGUACGUUGUCAUUAAUCCAGUCCGAAUGCACUUAUUAAAUCUAAACACUGGUCAUAAUACUGUGAUUUUGGCUUAUUAGUUUUAAUAUAAUGUUGCUUCGAUCCAGAUUUGAUGUUUGUUUCACUAAGUGUUGUUUUAAACCAUGAAUUUUGGCCGAAAAAGUGCAAGGCAUGUGCUAGUUUUUACUGCGGCUGUUCAUCUAGUGUUGUGCUGGAGGCAUGCCUGCUCAGCGACUGUUGAUGAAGGGUAUACUAAAUUGGGUAACUCUGUGUCACUGAUCCAAGGCACAACCAGUCUGAAUGGCUACUUAAUGAUAAGGACGAAUGACUUUGGUUGGCUUCCGAUUUGCAAGAGCAACUGGGCAUCGCACUACUCCAAAAAUGCAAAAGUGGCCUGCCGCCAACUUCAGCUAGGCCUGCCAAAGGGAUCCUUGUUCUGGAAUAGUAGCCUAGAAGCGUCUGUAGCACCUGAGUUUGUGUGCUCUGGACAUGAAGUUUGCCUUCAAAACUGUCAAUAUGAUGAGGCUACCAUCGGGAAUUGCUCAAAGGAUGGACAGCUAUGGCUUGAGUGCUCAGGAUUUGAGGAAAUCAAAUUACGAUUGGCCAUGAGGGAGAAAGUCGAGCAAGGUCGUGUAGAAAUAUAUCAUAAUGGACGCUGGGGGACCAUUUGUGACCGGGACUGGACGAUAUCAGAUGCGAACAUUGUCUGCAAGACUUUCCUAGGCACACAUGCUAUAGAUGUGUACAAAAGCACACAGGACGAUCAUGAGGACGGCCAUCCCAUCUUUAUCUCGGACAUCACAUGUACUGGAAAGGAAGACACGAUAUUGGAUUGUUCCUUCAAUGGCCUAGAAGACGUGCAUGAUUGCUCACAUAUAGAUGAGGUGUGGGUAGACUGCGAAACCAAUGUUGUCAUUGCUGGAGGACAAAACAUGUCGGCGAGUUGGAUUACUGCCCUCAGCAUGGUUGUCCUCACGCUCUUGCUAGUUAUAGAGUACCUUGGCUUGCGUCGGUACCAACGUUGGAAGGCCGACCGCCGUGCCAGACGUCAGAACAUGCAUGUCAGAUUUCAACGGCUCUUGCCAGGAAGACCCCAUGACACUCAAGAUGAUCAAAUAAGUAUUAGAGGUGCUGGUGUUGAGUCCCCAGCACAUAGGACUAGAUUUUUAUUAAAUGACGGCCAACCUGUUGCACCGAACAACAGUAUAUUAAUAAAUACAAACCCCUCUCAAGUAAUGGAAGAACCCCCACCACCUUAUUCCAGUACGCCUAUAUUACAGAAUGGAAUGAACGUUUUAAAUGAAAACUCUGGUACGACAUCGGUAGAGCUUCAACAGCAAGAAUCAGGAUUCUCCUCUGUAACGUAACGAAAGGAGCUGAUACAAAAAAAAAAGGGUUGUCUUAAGCCGGGCAGUCACUGCAUUGUAUGACGUUCGUACAACGGAUCCACUCCGUUCCCUGCGAGUGCUAGACGACGUGAUGCCAUCUGCUGACUGUCAGUAGAAGUCUGAACGGAUCAUAAUUAAAACGAUUUGUUGCGCGCGCGUUGUGGCAUUGCGUUCUUCGUAGAAUCGUGUCAGCUGGCGACUGUCGGCUGUAGUGAUUGCUGGGCUUUAUUCGGUAUAUAAUAUUUAUUAUGAUUCGUAGGAAAUAUAUUUUUCUAUAUAAAUAAAAUACAUUUGAAGCAGCCAACAUUACAGGGUAUGAAAAAUAUAUGUGGUUAUUAUAAAUAACAGUUGACAUUGUGUGUGUGUUUUUGAGCUUAUUGUAUAGUUAGUGAACUAUGUAUACCUAGUUUGAAUAAGGGAUUGUUCACAUACAGUGUUCUUCUGAAAUCUAUUCCAUCUGGUUUGCAGAAAAUUACCUGAGGUCAAUCCUAAAAUAUUCUUUUUUAUAUUUUAUAAGAAGAUAAGAAACAGUUUGUGUUUUUUUUUGUUUUUGUUUUUUUUGUUUUUGGACAUACAUUGUACAUCAUGUACUGUACUACAUAUUUUAUAUAUUUGAAUAAUAUAAAGCAUAACAGGAGAAGAAUCUUACCAAGAUUUAAAAAAGAACUCAACCACCAUCGGGACUUAAACUUGGCAUCUUGCUGAUAUACUGAUUUCCAUCUAAUUAAUGACCCCUCCAAUCAAAACCCAGCAAACACCAAGCCACAUCUAUAAAAGCACAACAACAUUCACAAACACUCACAUUUUGCAGUUGAUACGAUGCAGCUGAGAUGAAACUGAUAUUGGUGGAUAUGAGAUAAAUGUUUUUUUUUUUUUUUGUAUUAAAAUAAGUAUAAACUGUACUACAAAGCAGCAAUAUAGAAGGCAAUAUAAUAACAAUUAUAGUACCGUAUUAAUUUGAAUAAACUCCCCAGGGCGUUUACUGUUGAAGGGUUAUUAAAUGGGGGGUGUUUAUUCAAGGGCGGCGUUUAUUUUUGUUGGUGUCCCUUAAUUUUACUGUAAAUGUUGAACUACAACAUUAUAAUUACCGCCAAAAUGUGUUAUUGCGUGAUCGUAAAGAAGAUAUAACCAGGAUAGAUAAAUGUAAUUCUGCUGGAGUGGAACAUUAAUAGAAAGUGUUAGGAAUGAUGUUGCAUCCGUUAGUUUUGUUUAGUCAUUUGGUGGGGUGGGGGCGUUUACUUGAGGAAAAAAUAAAUGAUGGAGGUGUUUAUUCCAAAUGAGGAUUUGGAGGGGGAUAUUUAUUAAAAAGGGGGGGCCCCCGUUUAUUUGAAUAAAUACGGUAUUAAUAUUGUUGCAGUAUUUUGUACCAUUUCAAAUGAAUGUAAGCAUUCCCAAAUUAUGAUCAUAUAUAUUGGUAAACAGUGUAUUUUGUACCAUGCACAUGGGUGUGUAUGUGAAACAUUGGGCGGGGGAAGCCCUUCUCAUUUAUAAAUUGUUUGAGCUUCCAGAGGGCUUGGCCCUGGACCACUCUCCAAAGGGUUUUGGGUGACCCCCUAGCCCUACUCAGUGCGUAACUGGUACAUUGGUGUUAUCAAUUACUUCGAAGUAUAGAGUCUAUAUAUUGUAAUAUAUUUGGCAUUACCAGGAAUUGAGACAUGGGAUUUUCUAUUACAGUAAUUGGUAUUAUCUGUUAUUUAAAAAAAACUGAAUUUACUAAGUAAAUGUUUUGUGUCAUGAAGCAACUAAACUACUGUUCUGAAAAAAAUACAUUUAUGAUGAAAUUAUAUGUAACAAAAUUUUUUUUAAGUAUUUAAUUUUAAAAUUGUAUUAUAUUAUUUGUAAUACACUUAAUUUUAACUAUUAAAUUAUGAUUUACUAUGACUUGAUAAUAGUGUGCUUUUGUGAUCUUAGUACAAGAUAUUGCUAUAACUGGUACCAAGCAUACUAUUACCGUAGUUUGUCUGGUGUAAGCUCACCUCCUUGAAACACAAAAUUGGGCCACUUUUGGGUGAUACGAGGAAUCCGCUUUUUAUUCAAAUCACAAGUUUUCAUAAUUCAAAGGGAAUAUUUGUAAAUACCCUGAGCUUUUGCCCGAGGGAAGGCUGGUACGUAAAUUAGGGCAUAAAGUGGGGGCGGGCUUAUACCUGAGUAACUACAGUAUUUGUUAUGGAUAUUAUUAAUCAUGAUUACUAUUAUGACUGCAGUGAUUAUCAUAAUUAUUAGGCAUAAGAAUUUUAAUACUUGUUACUUUUAUUGUUUACAAUUUAGGCUUGCAAUUUUCUUUAAAAACCCACAGAAAAUUGUUUUGUUUAAUUUUGCUGAAGAAAAAAGUGAGCUGUAUCGCACAAGAAAUAUUGACAGGGUAAUUAAUAGUAUUAAUAAUUUAUUUCACAUUGGUCAUAUGUUUGAACAUUUAUAAAUAAGAAUUUACAAGAACUAGUUGCGUGAUUUUAUUUCCUUCGUCUAAAUGCCAAGUAACUCGCAAAUAAAGAAUGGAAUGAUACUUUAUAACCUAAAACCCGAUUUACACGGUAAAUUUUACACUCAUCCCGUUAAUUUGCGUCCGUGUGAAUUAUCUGUGUUAAAUUAGCAUGUCACGUGUAACAUCCAUCUUAAAAAACGGACAUCAGAGGCCUGUAACGCUCCCGUAAUAUUUACCAUGAUCAGUGAUGUAUCUAGGGGUUCGCACCUAAAAAAAUGAUCACACCUCCCCCUCGCCAUUGAAAAUGUUAGACACGGCUAAAAUUUGCCUUAUAUUGCGACCCCAUCAGCUCCUCCCCCAUUUCAAGCUCCCUAGACACACCACUAAUCAUGGGAAGCAGCAAUUUGGCGUUGCACAUCUUCAUUGCCUAUGCAUAUCUAUUGUUGAUUGUCGACAAGGUUUUAAUUCACUCGUUUGGAAAGAAAAUUUGCUUAACAUUGUGUCUAUGAGGCUUGGAGUCGAGGUUGUACAUGAUUAUUUGGACUAUAUAUUUAGCAUAUAAUAUUAAAACAAGGCCGAUCUUCUUGGACCAUCAUUUAUCCAUGACAAAUCUCUUUGAGAGUUAUAUUCUUUAUUCUUUAAAUAAAAGACAAACAUCUUAUCACCGACCAAAAAGAUAUAGUGAAACAAUGUUACCUUGUUUAGCGAACCCCGCCCGCCAAUAAUAUUAAAUGAUUUUGAAUAAAAAUAAAAUUAUAUAUUUGGCCAAAUAGUGCACUGCCGCCACAAAGAAUUAGAAAUUUCAUUAAAAAAAAGAGGUUUUUAAAAUUUUUAUUACGUUCAUCGCUACCUUGAAAUCUCCAAAAAUAAGAUGUAUAUUUCUUCCUAAUUAUAUAAAUUUAAAGUAUUUAACCAUCACUGUUUAUAAUCACCAUUAAAAUUAUAUUUUUAUUUUCCCUUCCGUCCGGUUGGCAAAACAUUUUGCUAGAAAAGAACACAAUUUUUUUUCCCGCCCACCUCCGAUGAUCUUUAAAAAACAUAAGUUCGCGAAACAGGGUAUAUAAAAAGUCUCAUCUAACCACAAAAGAAUAUAGAACUAAAAAACAUUUGAUGGAGAUGCUUUUAUUGAAUAGGCAAUGAAGCAAAACUAAAAAAAAAAGUUAAAGUUACAUAAACAAAAACAUCAACACACAUACAGUUAUAUUUGUAAUUAUUCAAUAUUUCAUUGAAACUAAACUAUUUUCAGUCUCGUUAAUAUAAAUUCCCUUUUAAUAAUCAAGAAAGAAAAGAAGACAUCUUGGCAAAAUUCUUAACAAAAUCAACUGUGAUUUAUUUGCUUUUGUGCAGAAUUUAUACCUCAAUUAAAAUAAUUAAAACCUAUAAUUAAAAAUCAAUGGCAUUUUAAUAGUAUUGCAAUUUAUAAAAUCCUAUGCCUAUUGCAACAUUCGUGGAAUAUAAAUCUUGUAUAUUUUGAAAAAUGUUACCAGAUGUUAAGUUGUACUUUUUUUAUGUAAUGUACCUAUCUGACUAAUUUUGAAUGUACAUGUCCUGUUUUUAUAUAUGAAUGUAUUGAAUUGUUUUGACAACUAUUGUAAUAUCCAAUCUAUUAUAGUAUGAUUGUAAUAAAGAUGAAAUUAAAUUUGAAUUUGAAAAAAAAGCAGCAGUUCUCAAACUAAGGGUUGCAACUCCAAAUUGGUUCACCAAAUAAAUGAGUGUGUUAUGAGUUUCUUUUAAGAUUGAAAUUGAAUUUUACAUCAUUCAUCAUUGUAGCAAAGAUCGUGCAUUCUAAGUAUUAUUUAAACAUUUUACUUCAAUUUUGCUUACAUGUACCUAACGUUGCGGGAGGUUGUUCAAGGCAAUUUGCCUACACGUCUGUUUGGGGUCAUAAGCCAAGGAGUCUGAGAAUCCUCAGUAUAUAGCGACAAUACUGUGGUAUUUAAGCAGUGGUCUUGGCCGCAAAAUUUGGGGAA
Messenger RNA from Anneissia japonica, 5789 nucleotides. RefSeq names its product scavenger receptor cysteine-rich type 1 protein M130-like. NCBI's taxonomy places the organism in Eukaryota, Metazoa, Echinodermata, Crinoidea, Comatulida, Comatulidae. The record is from RefSeq and is a predicted model, not a curated record. The transcript is spliced from 4 exons. Gene Ontology annotation, cellular component: membrane. The coding region runs from base 153 to 1376 and encodes 407 amino acids.